This is a messenger RNA of Exophiala aquamarina CBS 119918, 3060 nucleotides long. RefSeq lists its product as uncharacterized. Lineage: Eukaryota; Fungi; Ascomycota; Eurotiomycetes; Chaetothyriales; Herpotrichiellaceae. The record is from RefSeq and is a predicted model, not a curated record. The transcript is spliced from 5 exons. The coding region runs from base 1 to 3060 and encodes 1019 amino acids. Gene Ontology annotation, molecular function: protein binding; ADP binding.
AUGACUCAAAUAAAGAAAUCAACCGCCGACAGCAAUCUGCCAACAAGACCGCUUGCAUCAUCAAGUUCUAGUGUAGGCAAUACAACUUCUGACCCAUCUACUGCCGACAUCAAAAGCUUGGUAGAACAGUGGACAGAGAUCUUCGAGGAAUGCUUGCAGAAACUUUCGGACGGUGAGCGUAAAAAGCUUCAUGCCUUUGACCGGGAGAAUCUCGCCACAAGCCUGGGGCACGAUUUCAGGGAAUGGAAACUCCCCGACUCAGUAACCAUCGAUGUCCGGCCUUUCUUCGAGCAUGCGAAGAUUCUUGUCCAAAAGCUGCAGGAGGCCUUGAAGCUACCUGGACAACAACCGCAGCUCAAAUCAGAGUUACUUGAUGGUGGCGGAUAUAUAAUCUUGUGGGUGAGUACGGUGUGGACCCUGAAAUUCGAGGCUGAGGUCGAGCAGAAUAGCAGCGCGGAUCAAGAAGCUGUCAAGAAAGCUCGAUCUCUGCUGAAAUUUGUCGUCGACCACAUCAGCAAUCUGCACACAUUGACAUCGGUCCCAUUGGAGCAAUAUAGCCGUCCGUUAACUGAGUCUUGCAUUGCAAUUAUUCAGCUGUUGUCGAUCUCCACUGUCUAUUUUGGCAAACAUGCAUUAGACCCUAAUACACUUGAAAAGAAGCUUCGGAUCCCACAAGAUCGAUUCCACCAGGAUAUGGAGGAAGCAAUAAAAGCUUUGCAAAUCAGAAUGCAGUUUUUAAGCAGUGACAGCGAGAGUAUUACGACCCAGCCAUUGGACAAAAGCGCCCUUCCCAAGUCAGAUCCUGUAUGGAUGAAUACCCCUUCGUUACAGCAUGGCCGUUUUGUGGGUCGGGAACGUGAUCUUGAGUCUGUUGAGAAAUUCUUUUCUGAUUUCCAAAGAAGUAAAGGUCCUUCGGUGGCCAUGUUCUACGGCAUGGGCGGCGUCGGGAAGACAACCCUUGCAAUGCAAUACUACGAGACACAACGGACAGAUUCAAGUUCACAUCCACGGUAUUCGUAUGGCUUCUGGAUCAACGCAGAAUCACAGUAUUCGGUUGACCAGUCCUUACAUGACAUGGCUCUUUCGCUUCGUCUUCCUGUUUCGAAUGCGCAGGAAGCAUAUGUGGAAGUGAUGCGGUGGCUCAAUACUAAAGCAAAUAAGCACCAAUGGCUUAUAGUGCUCGACAAUGUGGAUGUAACAGAUCCUGAUGAGAAGAGGAGCAAGGAGAAAAUAGAAAUGUUCCAGAAACUGAUGCCAACUGGUUCAGGCCACGUCAUAGUUACAACUCGAUACUUCUUUCAGCAUGCCAUCAUCCGAGGAUUCCACAUUUUAAAGCUGGAUCCGGAAGAAAGUCUUUUAGUCUUCAAUACCUACAGACGCUUGUACAAUUCGAGCGUUGACACUUCGACCGAAGAAGAGCACAGUCGGGAAUUACUAGAGCGAUUCGACGGUCUCCCCCUCGCAAUGAAAGUCGCCGCACGGUAUAUCAAUGACUUGGGUGGAGUGAAGAUUUUCCUUGACGAAUACGUGGCAUUAGAGGACGAAUUUCUGGAAGAAAACGAUAGCAUGUCACUCCACCAGAAGCUCAACACCAUUUGGGAACUUCCUUUUACAAGGCUCUCAAAUGAAUCAUACUCCAAUGCCCGAAAAUUGUUUGGAAUCUUGUGUCUCAUGGCUGCAGACGAUAUCCCAGUGCAAGAAUUGUUCAGUCCCAAUCAGGCUCUUGAUGCAGAUUUCAAAUUUCUCGAAAGUGGAUCGAGACUGGAGCGUAUGAAGUCUUUAAGAGGGUUGAGAGACCUUGGAUUGAUUGAUGUCGACAACCUAUCAUCCAACAGUGCAACGAUUCAUCGAGUACUCUCAGCUGCCUUUCGAAACAGCACUCACGGUCUCCAGUCUGCAGAUGCAUUACAACUUGCAGCAGAUACAGCCGCGAUUAUCUUGAAUCGCCUCUUUCCAAAGCACGAAGGAAGCAACCCCCUGUGGGAAAAAUGGGAUAUGUGCUCGAAAUACAUGAAGCAUAUAGAAGCCCUGGUGCAGAUAUUCGAAGAAUCGGAGCAAAAAUCAACAAUAACCGGGCGACGGAAGCUAAAGUCUUCGAAAGCAAUGGAUGAGCUGAUGAAAAGCUGUUCCUGGUACCAAGUUGAGCUUGGAAAGGCAAGUGGUGCUCUGAAACUUCUCGACUUCGCUGAAAAGAUCUCCUUGGACAAGGAGAGCAAAGAGUACGCCACUAUAUGUCAAGGAUACGCCUGCGUAUAUUUACAGCUCAAUCACCUCAAGGAGUGUGAGAAGUGGAACAAAGAAUGCUUGCGGAUCCGUCAAAUCCAUUUAGAUGAAAAUGACCCGGAUAUUGCCAACUGCCGAUCCAAUUUAGCUAACCUAUUCACAGCUAUUGGUCAAUUUGAAGAUGCGAGAAACUUGAUAAGUCUGGCAAUGAAGCCAUUGAGCGAGGACCGACGGGAAGACCGCUCUUACCUCGCGAUGCGAUGGAUGAUGAUGGGAAGGACAUACCUCCGCGAGCGCCAGCUUGACGAUGCUGAGAGGUGGUUUGACAAAGCACGACCCGUACUGGAAAGUCUAAACGCGGCUUUCAUGCUUCUCUUUCUGGCGGUAGACCAAGGCAAUCUUGCCCUUCAACGAAAACAGUUCCAAGAAGCAUUAAAGUACUUUGAAUCUGGUCAAACUGCAGCUGAGCGAGACCAGGCAAAACAUCCUAUUGCAGGAGUACUUUCGUAUAAGACAUCUCUUGCAUACUUCCAUCUGGGAGACUAUGCUGCAGCUAGAAAGGGGCUGGACGAAGUGAUAGAGCGGGCACGCUUGGACCACCUGAGUGGGGCGUGCAAGCUGUCUGGCCAGGAGCCGCGAGCUUUGAGACUAAAGGCUCAGAUCUUCGCUCAGGACCCAAAAGCAACGGAUGCGGAGAGAGUAGAAGUACUGGAGCUGGAAGAGAGAGCUACUAGGUUGAAGAAUGAGCUGUCAUUGACCAAUAGAGGCAUACAUGUGAAGCUUCCGGAGACCGAGCAAGAGGAAUUUGACCGCUUGCUCAGUGGUUAUUACCAGUGA